This is a messenger RNA of Ictalurus punctatus (channel catfish), 1144 nucleotides long. RefSeq names its product secreted phosphoprotein 1 (gene spp1). Lineage: Eukaryota; Metazoa; Chordata; Actinopteri; Siluriformes; Ictaluridae. The record is from RefSeq and is a predicted model, not a curated record. Gene Ontology annotation, biological process: cell adhesion; ossification. The transcript has 6 exons. The coding region runs from base 16 to 888 and encodes 290 amino acids.
UCAUGACAUCACAGAAUGCAUUUUGAUUGGCUGAAUCCAGAGGCAGCAGGGUUUAAAAGCCAAGCAGCUGUGAGCAUCAAAACAAAACAAGAUCUCAAGCAAGAGACUUGGAAAGUAGUGGUGGAUCCUCUAUCAGACAGCAGCAAGAAGGUUAGAUUCACAGCAGCUGAGGAACAGAACACACCAAGGAAAAUGAAGGCUGUCAUUGUUUUCGUGCUCCUUUUCGCAGCGGUCUAUUGUCACCCUGUGAAACGUUCAGCCAGCAGCUCAGAGAGUGCUGACCUGCAGCCUGUUGAUACUCAGGUAUUGAAAGUCACUGCGGUUGCUGAUGUUAGCUCUGAAGAGGAUGAUGAUGAUGAUGAUGACAGUGACAGCGAUGAGUCUGAUGAGAAUGGCGAGCCCACCAGUUCUCCUCCUAUCAUAGAGACCACUCUGAUCCCUGUUAUUAAUGGCCGUGGAGACAGCAUUGGCUUCCAGAGUGACUACAAGAAACCCGUUUAUUAUGUGGAUGGCAACAACAUUGAGAAAGGACCUUCUUCUCAUAAAUCCUAUGGAUCUGACAAGACCAAGUAUGAUGGUGCGGAUCUGAAAGUGUACAAGGCUCUGCAGGUGCACAAUGUUGGGCUGGACCAGGGAGUGGACGCCUCCAGUGGCACGGACAGUGAUGACGCGAGCCAGCAAGAGCAGAAGGCAGCUUCUUCUUCCAGUGCCAGUGAUGCCGUUCCCAGUCAGGAGAGUGAGGAGGACAGCCAGAGCAGUGAGGAGAACACAACCGCGGCUACCGCGACCGACAGCAACUCCUCCGAGAGCGAUGAGAGUGAGGAGACCAACACAGCGGAUCAGCCUGCAUUGCUCAAGAACGAGAACCCUGAAGUCCUCAUCGCUUAAAUACACCCCAAACCUGCUGGUGACAAGUGACUCACUUCACUUCAUGUGAUAAGUAGCAGAACACAAUAAUACAGCUCAGACAAACGGUAUAGAACCGAGGCUGCAUUUUGUUACCUGUCAAAAAUCUGUUUCUUUUAAACAAAUCUACAUUUGCACAAUCAUUUAUGAUAAGUAUAUGUAAUAUAUUUUAUUCUCCCCUGUAUCAAGUUAUCCUUUAUGAAUAAAAUCAUUUUUUUCCUUUUUCAAAAAACAAAAA